AUGCCUCAAAAGACAAUACUUCCAGGACAGGUGGAGCUUCUCUUUGUCAAAUCGAAAGUAUACCUUCAUCCUUCACCUUCAAAGAAAGAUAAUAUCCCUGGAUUUUUAGCCUUAUCACGACCCCUGAAAGCAACCAAUUUGGAGAUCAUUUUAUCUUUCACACCCGAAUCACAAUUAUCAAUUGAGGAACUAAAAAUAUAUCAACAAGUAGAUGUUGAAGAUAUCCAGUUAAAUUUAGAUUCCUUGAAUUACAAACAUGGUAAAGCACUGAGUUCCAGAAUUGUAUCGAAGCCAAGCCAGUCGUUACUUCUGGGAUAUUCCUUCAAUACACCGCUUCUUUAUGUUUAUUCUAUUCAGUUCAGAAAACCUUCACACGGAUUUUGGCAUGGAUCGAUAAUUAUCAAUACACAAGAUGGUGAAAAACUCCCAAUAUUAUUUUUCCACGAUAAUGAAAGUGCCCUGACUUUGAAAAAUCAGAAAUUACAAAAUCAAAGAUUUGACCCAUUUGGGAACGAUGGAGAUUUAUAUUGGGGAGGUACAGAUUUCUUAAAUGCAUUGGAAGCUUUGAUCAAUGUACAAAGAUCUACAAUUGAACCUUCAGUGUAUUUGAUCAAUCCUGAAUCCAAUGAUUUGCGCAAUUUUGCCCCCUUCAAACUGAAAGCAGAACCACCGAAACCAGAAACAGAACCAUUUAAGUUACCUGAUGUGGGAAAGUUUUUUGCUAACGCCAAAUGGAAAGUCUUGGAGACCGUGGCUACAUUUUCAGCUAAGACAAAGAAUCAAGUGUUGGACUUGAUUGACGACAAUGCACCGGCACCCGUUAAGGAAAUAAUCAAGAAGCCCGAGGUUGCUAAAAUUGGUGAUGAUUUUGAUUCAGCUAGAAUUUAUUUAGCUAAAUGGGCCCAACAAGUUAAAGAAGAAGCCGAGAAAAGCCAAAGCAAGUAUAUGUUGGAUGAUCAACUUUAUGCUAGAAUCAACAAAGAACUAGGAUCCAAUGAGAUGUUAACUCCAGAAGAGAUUAGCAAAACUUCAAGAAGAGGAAUUAUCUCACCACAGGAAUGGAAAAGCUUUUUUGAUAUUAGUGGUAGAUUGAUGAUCACUUCUGACGAGGUUAAGAAUAGAAUUUUCCAUGGUGGAUUACAUGAAGAUGUUCGUGCUGAAGCGUGGUUGUUUUUAUUGAAUGUGUAUCCUUGGGAUUCUAGUGAAGAAGAAAGAGAAGCUUUAAGAGAUUCAUACUCCACUAGAUAUGACGAGUUAACUAUGAAAUGGGCCGCAGUUGAUGAAAGAGAAGACAUGGAUUUCUUUAAAGACCAAAAAUUUAGAAUUGAGAAAGAUAUUCAUCGUACUGAUAGAAAUUUGGACAUCUUCAAAAACCAAGUAAAGAAACCACCAGCUGCUGCUCAGAGUGAUCAAGCAGGAACUGAGCGUGAAUCUUCUCCAGAGACUCCUGACGAAGAUAGUCCAGAAGACGACGGUUUCCUUUUUACUAACAUUCAUUUACAAAGAAUGAGAAAUAUUUUGCUUACAUACAAUGAAUAUAAUGUGAAUUUGGGAUAUGUCCAAGGAAUGAGUGAUUUGUUGUCACCAUUAUAUGUUGUUGUUAGAGAUGAACCAUUGGUUUUUUUUGCGUUUGCUAACUUCAUGGAAAGAAUGGAAAGAAAUUUUGUCAGAGACCAAUCUGGUAUGAAGAAGCAAAUGAGUACGUUAAACAAGUUAUUGCAAUUUAUGUUGCCAAAUUUGUACAAGCACUUGGAAAAAUGUCAAUCCAAUGAUUUGUUUUUCUUUUUUAGAAUGUUAUUGGUGUGGUUCAAGAGAGAGUUUGAAUGGGCAGAUGUAUUAUUGUUAUGGGAAGUUUUAUGGACUGAUUAUUAUUCAUCACAGUUUGUUUUAUUCAUCUGUUUGAGUGUAUUGUCUGAUAACGAGAGAAUCAUUAUCCAGAAUUUAAGACAAUUUGAUGAAGUGCUUAAAUAUUUCAAUGACUUGUCUGGUAAAUUACAUUUGAAUCCACUUUUAAUCAGAUCGGAAGUUUUAUUCCUCAAAUUUAAAAGAACAAUUACCAUUUUAGAUAGGGAUGACAGUUUACAAGCUUUAUCAAGCGAACCAUACUCCACUUCUUCCACAAAUACCACUGCCAGUAACUCUCACGAGGAGUUGGGUGAUUUACGAGAACUUUUGCGAAAAGAUAUCAUAAUCCAAAAAGAGGUUGAAAGACCGGAAGGUGUUGGUGGAGGCUAA
Messenger RNA from Candida tropicalis MYA-3404, 2235 nucleotides. RefSeq names its product Gyp7p (gene GYP7). The transcript has a single exon. The record is from RefSeq and is a predicted model, not a curated record. Lineage: Eukaryota; Fungi; Ascomycota; Pichiomycetes; Serinales; Debaryomycetaceae. Bases 1 to 2235 code for a protein of 744 amino acids. Gene Ontology annotation, molecular function: GTPase activator activity. Gene Ontology annotation, biological process: activation of GTPase activity.